Messenger RNA from Pelobates fuscus (common spadefoot toad), 1661 nucleotides. Its product is annotated as cytosolic phospholipase A2 gamma-like. Gene Ontology annotation, cellular component: cytosol; nuclear envelope; nucleoplasm. The record is from RefSeq and is a predicted model, not a curated record. The transcript is spliced from 14 exons. Gene Ontology annotation, molecular function: calcium ion binding; calcium-dependent phospholipid binding. NCBI's taxonomy places the organism in Eukaryota, Metazoa, Chordata, Amphibia, Anura, Pelobatidae. The coding region runs from base 40 to 1593 and encodes 517 amino acids. Gene Ontology annotation, biological process: glycerophospholipid catabolic process.
GUUGUUGCUGUUCUUGGAUCUGGCGGUGGUCUGCGUGCUAUGAUUGGUUUCUUGGGUGUGCUUUCAGAACUAGCUAAUCAAGAUAUUCUAGAUACAGUCACAUACAUUUGUGGUACUUCUGGAUCUACAUGGUGCAUGACAUCACUCUAUAAUCAUGACAAUUGGUCAGCAAGCAUGGGAGAAAUGGAACGUAACAUUUGCGAGAAACUCAGCAAGCAUGAGUGGGACUGCACAAAAUCAUGGGAGAAGUUUGAACAAAUAAUGAGACAGGAUACUGCAUCAUUAACUGCUUUUUGGGCGUAUGUGGUCAUUCAAAUGAUGACUAAAGACAUUAAUGAGAUGAAACUUUCAGAUCACCGUACUUCCUGUGAGACUGGCACAAAUCCAUAUCCAAUAUAUGCGGCUGUGGAAAAAGAAAAUGUGGAUAAUGGCAUUCCGCAUAAACCAGGAACCUGGUUUGAGUUCACUCCACAUAAAGCUGGCUUUCCAGCAUAUAGACAUUUUGUGGACACAAAGUUGCUAGGAAGCCAAUUUGAAGAAGGCAAGCCAGUGAAGAUCACACCUGAACGAGAACUCUGUUUUCUGCAAGGAAUAUGCGGCAGUGCACUUGCAAGCACGGAGGAAAUGUGGGACAUUAUCAAAGGCCACUUCAAUAAUACCCUCAGCGAAGCAAAGUGCACCACAUCUAAUGAAGACAAAGAUAUCGGCUCCUUAAAGUGCAAAAAAUGUAAAGAUUUGCACUGCCUGAUUUCUGAGGACCAUCAAAGCACAGAUUUUCAUCACAAAGAGGAACUCCUGCUUGCUCUGACUCCAUUUUUAGAUGACACCAAACUAAAGGAAAAUAAAAAAGAAAUUGAAGACAGCAUGGAAACAUAUAAGAACAUAUCUAAUUGGUUUAGUUGGGGAUUAGAUUGCUGUAAAAUGGUAUCUCAAUUAUUUAUUUCACUUGUGAAAUGGGAAUGGGGAAAGUAUUUUCACUCUGAUGACAAUCACAGUGAUUCAGAGCUUUGUGAAAUGUGGACAAUGACGCAUAGUUUUUUGGUUUCUCUUGCAAGAUGGGAAUGGGGAAAAACCCAUAACUUCUUCUACAAUCCCAAUGACUCAGGUAGUGCUAACAAUGACAUGCUCAAUAAGGAAUAUAUUUACUUAAUUGAUGCUGGCCUGGAGAUAAAUACUGCCUACCCAUUAAUGCUCAGGCCGAAUCGCAAGGUGGACCUCAUUCUAUCUUUUGAUUUUAGUAGCGGUGACCCAUUUGAGACCUUAACUAAAGCCAGAGAGUAUUGUACAAUAAAUGACAUUCUAUUCCCUAAGAUUGGCAUUCAAGAUGAAGGAAAUAAAGAAAACAUUCCAUCACAAAACUGCUAUAUAUUCGAAGACAAUGAUAAAGAUGUCCCAGUGGUGAUGCACUUCCCACUCUUCAACAGCAGGAAUUGUGGAGAUAAUCUGCAACAAUGGAGGGAUAGGUAUUGCACCUCUAAAUAUUCCUACACAGACCUUGAUGUACAAGAUCUACUGAGAGUCUCAAAAGAAAAUGUUAAAUUUAGCAUGAAUCAGAUUUUGGAAAUGCUUCAACAACUACGAAAGCAUGGCUGAUGAAGAAAUCCGUUUCCCACCAGUCCGAUGUGAUGCAACACAAAACACAACUCAAGCUAUAAUUGAAA